CUUUAGAGACAACCUACUGGUGUUUCUGUGCAAGACUAGGGUUCAAGUUUGUUCAGAAAGCUCAACAGAUCUAGGAGGAUGUCGGCAACAAGCAGUGCCAAGAGUUUGGGUGACGUCAGCAGAAAGGCGAAAAGGGAUUCUUCUGAGCGAUCUGUCAGAGAGGAGAAACGCUUCAGAUGUGAGGAGUGCAACAAGCAGUUCGGUAAGCUGUGUAAUCUGAAGGCUCACAUGCGGACUCACACAGGGGAGAAACCCUACAAGUGUGAGGAGUGCAGCAGGCAGUUCAGUCAGCUGGGUGCUCUGAAGAGUCACAUGCGGACUCACACAGGGGAGAAACCCUACACGUGUGAGGAGUGCAGCAGGCAGUUCAGUCAGCUGGGUGCUCUGAAGAGUCACGUGCGGACUCACACAGGAGAGAAACCCUACAAGUGUGAAGAGUGCAGCAGGCAGUUCAGUCAACCUGGUCAUCUUGAGGAACAUAUGCGAACUCACACAGGUGAGAAGCCUUACAGGUGUGAGGAGUGCAGCAGGCAGUUCAGUAAGCUUGGUAAUCUGAAUGCUCACAUGCGUACUCACACAGGUGAGAAACCCUACAGUUGUGAGGAGUGCAGCAGGCAGUUCACUUUGUUCCAUCAUCUAAAGGCACACAUGCGGACUCACACAGGUGAAAAACCCUAUAAGUGUGAGGAGUGCAGCAGGCACUUCAGCGAGCUCGGGGAUCUGAAGAAGCACAUGCGGACUCACACUGGGGAAAAACCCUACAGGUGUGAGGAGUGCAGCAGGCAGUUUAGUGAGCUUGGUAGUCUGAAGACUCACAUGCGGACUCACACAGGUGAGAAACCCUACAAGUGUGAGGAGUGCAGCAAGCAGUUCAGCCGGCAGUACAGACUAAAGAAACACAUGGAAACUCACAAAUGUUUCUACAGAAGUUGCCCCAGAUCUAGGAGGAUGUCGACAACAAGCAGUGCCCAGGGUUUGGGUGACGUCAGGAGAAAGGCGAAAAAGGAUUCCUCUGUUCGAUCUGUCAGAGAGGAGAAACCCUACAGGUGUGAGGAGUGCAGCAAGCAGUUCAGUCAUCUGUGUAAUCUAAAGGCUCACGUGCGGACUCACACAGGUGAGAAACCCUAUAAGUGUGAGGAGUGCAGCAAGCAGUUUAGUCAGCUGAGUGAUCUAAAGACGCACAUGCGGACUCACAAAGGGGAGAAACCCUACAGGUGUGAGGAGUGCAGCAAGCAGUUCAGUCAGCUGGGUGCUCUGAAAAUCCACAUGCGGACUCACACAGGUGAGAAACCCUACAGGUGUGAGGAGUGCAGCAGGCAGUUCAGUGAGCUGGGUAAGCUGAAGAGACACAUGCGCACUCACACAGGUGAGAAACCCUACAGGUGUGAGGAGUGCAGCAGGCAGUUCAGUGAGCUGGGUAAGCUGAAGAGUCACAUGCGGACUCACACAGGGGAGAAGCCCUACAGAUGUGAGGUGUGCAGCAAGCAGUUCAGUCGGCUGGGAAAUCUGAAGAGACACAUGCGGACUCACACAGGCGAGAAACCCUACAAGUGUGAGGAGUGCAACAGGCAGUUUAGUCUGUUGGAUAGUUUGACGAAACACAUGCGGACUCACAAAGGAUAAAACUUUACAUCUGUUCAUCUUGAAGACCUAUAUGCUACUUAUUCUCAGUAAAAUCAGUUCAGUUUGGCAUCGUUGAGACACUAGCUUUUCUGUUAUUUGGAAAAGUAUCUGUUUUGUGAGAAAUCAUUAUGGGUGAAAGUUAAACACAAACAUUUAGAAAUUGUCAUUGAAUGAGAGUUUCACUGCCUCUUUGACGUCAUGCUAUACAGCAACAGAGACGGGGGCUGACAUAGAUUGCAACUUAUGAUCUGCUGCCUAGCGAGUCACAUGUUCUAUCUGCAUUAUUACAAGAGAGGUUUAUUGUGCAUUCCGUGACAAAGAUAGGAUUUGGACAAUUUUUGCGUUAAAAGUUACAGUUCAACCAGUGUGACCCAGUAUCUUAGGCUAUUCAAGUAAUUUUGGUUCCACAAAAAUAGUUCAGCUGGAGUGUUAUCAAAAUUACUUUCGACAAUGUUACUUUUGUUGAAAGCGUAUUGUAUUCAAGUUGAUUUCCUAUCUUUUAACUUCUAUGAUCGUAAAUCUUGUUUGGUAGUUUUCUAACAAACUAGUUCUAACUUUACAUUGUUUUGUUAACUAGAACGUAACAUUGUUCUUUUAAACUAGAAUGUAACAUCGGUUUUGUAAACUAGAACUUAUUGUUUUUGUAUAGUCAUUGAAUCAACAGUAGCAAGUUAAUGUCUGUGAGGGGAAAAGUGAACUUACAACCUGAAAUGAUGAUAACUGUAUUUUUAUCUCCUAGGGAUAGUGUUUUUAGCUAUGUUUCGUAACGUUACACAUUUUAGGCUUGUACAUGUAGUUUUGUUUAGAUAGAACAAAAUACUAGUACAGGCGUUCUGAGUUUGUAAUAUAAGUUCACUUUAAUAGCUCUUAAGUUUUAACUAUCUUUGUUGUUAAUGUUGA
This is a messenger RNA of Branchiostoma floridae (Florida lancelet), 2523 nucleotides long. RefSeq names its product zinc finger protein 234-like. Lineage: Eukaryota; Metazoa; Chordata; Leptocardii; Amphioxiformes; Branchiostomatidae. Bases 79 to 1623 code for a protein of 514 amino acids. Gene Ontology annotation, molecular function: DNA-binding transcription activator activity, RNA polymerase II-specific; RNA polymerase II cis-regulatory region sequence-specific DNA binding. The record is from RefSeq and is a predicted model, not a curated record. Gene Ontology annotation, biological process: regulation of transcription by RNA polymerase II. Gene Ontology annotation, cellular component: nucleus. The transcript is spliced from 3 exons.